CAACUGCAGUGCCACGGUGCCACUCGUCUGUGCUGCUGGUGUGGCGGUUUUUGCGGGCGAUGCGGGGGAGGCUGAGGCGCUUGAGCAGCCAGAUGGUGAGCGUCGUCUAGCAGCUCGGCUCUGCAUCCCCCAUACGGACACGGACGGACAGAGAAACAAAUAUUACGGCUGUCCUGUCUGCAUGCACCUGCCUCAGGUGUAGUGCCCCAUUCACCCACCCGCCCACUCGCUCACCGAGGUACUGCAUUGGCACCACGAGGCUGUCCCGGGUCUGUCCCUCAGCCGUCAGCUGCCCGGCGAUGGGCUCGCCGGCGUACGGCUUGACGAACGGUGUCCGGGCCCACACACGCUCGACAUCCAGCCCCUGAGCUGCCGCCUCCUCCAGGACCUGCUGCUUGAUGCAGUUGAGCCGCCUCGCCUCCUGAGCCGCCUCUGCGUCGUCCCUGGGCCUCUCGAAGGCCUUGAAGGCUGCUGGGCCCUCCGUCACCUCCUCCCACACGCCCGAGGCGACCACCGCUGAUGUGCCCUCGCCGACCUUGGUCACAUCGAUGGUCACCGCCGUGGCAUCCUGCAGGGUGAGGCUGCCUGCAGAUGGGCGUCUUCGUCGUUCGGAUGGAAGCGCAUAGAGCUCGCGAAUUCCAACUGUGAAUCCAGCAAGUGACCGAAGAUUUAUUUCAAUUUCCCCGUCUCGCUCAAAUAUCGACGGUUUCGCUUUUCACAACUUUGUUUCUAAUCAACACCUCCUCAAGGAGAGACACAUACUCGGAGAAAGCUGCCAGGGGCAAACACAUGGGUAAGACUCACACAAAUUCCCAAGUUGAAUCCCAACCCGAACGUCCCAGGGGGAUGCUUCGCUCGCGAUGAAGGAUCUUGGUCAU
Molecule: messenger RNA, 878 nt
Organism: Vitrella brassicaformis
Lineage: Eukaryota; Vitrellaceae
Source: the annotation of a GenBank genome assembly